Mugil cephalus (flathead mullet) is the source of this 2795-nucleotide messenger RNA. RefSeq names its product inner centromere protein. NCBI's taxonomy places the organism in Eukaryota, Metazoa, Chordata, Actinopteri, Mugiliformes, Mugilidae. Gene Ontology annotation, molecular function: protein serine/threonine kinase activator activity. The record is from RefSeq and is a predicted model, not a curated record. Gene Ontology annotation, biological process: mitotic cytokinesis; metaphase chromosome alignment; positive regulation of protein serine/threonine kinase activity. The coding region runs from base 198 to 2672 and encodes 824 amino acids. Gene Ontology annotation, cellular component: kinetochore; meiotic spindle midzone; midbody. The transcript has 21 exons.
UAUAAACGGUUUCAGCGGGCCAACUCUCACCGGACUGCUGUUGUCAUUUAGAAGACCCGAGACAUGAGAGAGGAAAUACCCUCGUUUUAGCACAUUUAUUUUCACGCAGUUAUGCGAUUGAUUUAGCGUUUAAAGUUAUCAGAGGAACGAGCAUCGCAUUUCCGUUUCAGACACUUGGGAAAACAAAGGCCGCCACCAUGAAAACUGUGUUAUCAACCGUGCGUUCCCUCAUGCAAAUCUUUGAUGGCAAAACCCAAGAUUUCAACAAGGAGAUUGACAAUGUCCACAUGGUAUGGCUUGAAGAGAUUGAGCAGGAAGCCAGUAACAUGUUCUCGAGAGAUUUUAAUACUGAACCCGAAUUGAUGCCAAAAACCCCAUCACAGAAAAAGAAUACUCGCAGGAAACGUGUAUCUUUGGGGCGUCAGGAAGAAAAUCAGUCGAGGCGAAGAUUUUCCAAGGGAAAGCGCAGUAACCUCCGUGGCUCCUCUGUCAAGUCAUUGAACUUCAUCACUGAAGAGGAAGCCGUUCCUGAGGCAUCCACCUCUGAGGCAAGCAAUUCCUCCCAGCCCAAACGCUCCACUCGCAAGAACAAACAGACAAAGCCUGAGGUGGUAGAGGAUGUGAGCCAGCCACCUCAAGCCAGCAGUGAACCGGGUGAGGUAAAGAACAAAAAACCAGAGCUGGUGGAGGAAGAAGCAGUGGAUGAAAGUGAUGCUAAAGGCCAGUCCCCACCUAAGAUGCCCCUGCCUGAGCUUGUUGUCAACAUUUCUCCCGAAGAACGCUCGACUGCCGAGCUCGCCCAGAAGCCAGAGCCGUCUCCUGGUCGUACGGCUGCUAAGAUUGCAAUAGCUGGAUCUUCUCAAAGUUCAAGGCGUAGCUCUGUUCGCUGCUCCCUCAAGCUCCGUCACUCACUGGCAGGUCUGCGCCACAGCAUGACGCAGGAGGCCGUUCGCCGUUCCACGCAACGCUCUAUGAUGAAGAGGAAGGCCGCUCGCAUGGGCAACUCAACCUGCAGCAGCAACACGGGUGAUGACUCUUGCAUGGAUUCUCUAAAUGAGGACAAUGGAGAAAUGAUGUCAGAAGCUGUGCCUGCAGACACGGUGGAUGAUGCGACACCAGAAAAAUCUCAAGAGUUUGUACAUCCAUCUGUUGGUCGUAUUACUCGUUCUGUGGCUGCAAACUCUCCCACGCUGGCUCCUCCCUCACUGUCACUCACUGUGUCCAAAGUGAGCACUCCUGACAACAGAAAAGUUGUCGCUGAGACUCAACAAAGUUCCCAGAAGCUACGGCGCAGUACUAAACGCAAGGCAUCAGAAACUGUAGAGGGAAGUCCUCUGAAGAGGUCUCCUCCCCCCAAGAAAAGCCAAAGUGCGAUCAGGCCCCACAUGAAGACUUUCCUCCACACUGUGCAGAAGAAUCAGUUGCUAAUGAUGACUCCAAAUUCUCUUGGCCGGACGGCUGUGAUCAGGUCCUUCAUCAAGCACACCACUCCUAUGAAGGCGGAUGCUAAGUUUGAUGCUGGUAUAGUGGCGAAAGAGCGUCGCAAACUGGAAGCACUUAAAAAGAAACAGGAGCAAGAGGAAGAAAGGAUGAAGAAAAUGGAGGAAGAGAGGAAAAAGAAACAGGAGGAGUUGAAGAAGAAGAGGGAUGAAAGGAUAAAGAGAGUGUUGGACGCCAAAGUAAAAGAAGAGCAGAAGGAGGAGGAAAAGAAAAAGAAGAUUGAGCAAAAAAUGGCUCAGAUUGGAGAGAAAAAUGACAAGCGUUUGGCAGAUGAGAAGGCCAAGAAGAAAGUGGCCAUAAAACGCCAAGAAGAGCUGGAGCAAAAGAAGAAGUUGGAAGAAGAGGCGAAAAAGAAAAAGCUUCAGCAAGCUGAGGAAGAGAAGCGGCAGCAGGAGUUGCUGGCGAAGAAGAAGGCCGAGGAGGAGGAGCAGCGAGCUCGUAAGCAGGCUGAAGCUCGCAAAGCGCUGGAGCUGAAGAGGGAACAGGCCCGUGAGAAAGAACGACUCGCUGCUAUUGAAAGGGAGCGAGUGGAAAAAGAAAAGGCUCUGGCUCUGCAACGUGAAGUGGAGAGAGCAGCGAGGGAGAAGGAGAUGAGAGAACUGGAAGAGAAAAGGAAGGCACUUGAGGAAAAAAGAAAACUGGAGGAGCAGCAGAGACUGGCUGCAAAGGAGAAAGCGGUUAAAGAGUUGGAGGCUGCUAAGCAGAGAGAGGCUGCUGCUAAACAGGCUGCUAAGACACAGGCUUCUGCUGCCCUGAAUGUGUCUGUGGAUAUGGAGCGUUCGGCCAUGACCACGCCCGUGAAAAAAGGUGCUGGCCUCAAUGUAACCGUGGAUUUGGAGCAAUCCACGUUACAGUCCUACGACAUCACUCCAAAGGGGGGGAACAAACCCUUGUCUGUGUCCAAAAGUGCGGAGGAUUAUGGAAUGGACCAAAACAGCGACGACUCCACUGACGAUGAGUCCGCCCCGAGAAAACCUGUUCCGUCCUGGGCAGAAGGUGCCAGUCUGCAGCAAGUGAUCAUAAAGCAGUACUACAACCCUCCUGACUUGGACUCUUUCUUUGGCAUAAUCGAGCCACCGAGACUGGAAGACAUAUUUUGCAAGAGCAAGCCCCGAUACUUCAAACGUACCAGCUCUGCAGUGUGGUACUCGCCUCCAUCUGGAGCCAAGUAAUGUCCGUACACUGGCACUGACUUGUGUGUGUGUGCGUGUGUAUAUAUAUAUAUUUACACUGCUGUAAAAAGUUACAUUUUUAAGAUCUUAAAUAAAGUAAUGUUUUGUUUUUUUUGUGAAUGA